ACAUGGAAAACCAGAGAAUUAGCUCAGAAAACUAUGUCUCUGCUUGGAAUUUGGGAGGUCUAGUUGUCACUCAAAUGGCUCUGAAAGCUGCAAUUGAGCUCAACGUCUUCAAUAUCAUUGCCAAUUCAGGACCCGGAACUCAUCUUACAUCGAAAGAAAUUGUAUCUCAAAUUUCAACUAAGAAUCCAAAUGUAGCAGCUGCGAAUUUGAAGCGAAUACUAAGAGUUCUAAGUGUUCACUCUCUACUCUCUGUUCAAAGGCCAAGCUCAAGUGGUAAAACAAUGCAAGAAGAGACUUAUGGUCUAACAAAGGAGACUCUUUGGCUAGUUCCAAAUGAAGAUGGAGUUUCCUUAGCUCCAUUUAUUUUGUUAUUUUCUGAAAUGGACAUGGUGAAAAGCUUAUCCAUGCUCAAAGACACAGUGCUUGAACCUGGGUGCCUUCCUUUCAACAAGGCUUAUGGUAUGUCCAUAUAUAAGUACCUGUCUGAGAAACCUGACCUGAGCCAAUUAUUUAAUAAGGGUGUAGGCCAAAGUUCCAUCCUCGAUUUUGAAGAGGUGUUAAAGGUUUACAAAGGUUUUGAAGAGGUAGAAGAGUUGAUGGAUGUUGGAGGAGGUGAUGGAAUGACAAUUUCAAAAGUAGUAUCUAGAUAUCCACACAUUCAUGGGAUUAACUUUGAUUUGCCUAACGUUAUCGUUCAAGGAACUGCUAAAUAUCAAACAGGUGUGAAAUAUGUUGGUGGAGAUAUGUUUCAGUUAAUACCGAAUGCACAGUCCAUUUUGUUGAAGUGGGUACUUCAUAAUUGGAACGAUGAUCUGUGUAAGAAAAUAUUGAAACGUUGUUGGGAGGCAUUACCAAAAACGGGGAAGGUAAUAGUUGUGGAAUUUGCAAUACCUGAAAUACUAGAGAAAACCGAAGAGGUAAAGAAAAUUGUGGCAUUAGACGUGGUCAUGAUGGCUACUCCCGGUGGUAAAGAACGAACAAUUGCUGAGUUUGACGACCUAUCAAAAGCUGCAGGCUUUGUUGAAACAAAGAUUUUUUCAAUUUCAAAUGGGUGUUAUGUUCUGGAGUUUCACAAAGUUGAAACAUAUUAG
This is a messenger RNA of Rosa chinensis, 1091 nucleotides long. Its product is annotated as (S)-scoulerine 9-O-methyltransferase-like. The transcript has 3 exons. NCBI's taxonomy places the organism in Eukaryota, Viridiplantae, Streptophyta, Magnoliopsida, Rosales, Rosaceae. Gene Ontology annotation, molecular function: S-adenosylmethionine-dependent methyltransferase activity; protein dimerization activity; O-methyltransferase activity. Bases 3 to 1091 code for a protein of 362 amino acids. The record is from RefSeq and is a predicted model, not a curated record. Gene Ontology annotation, biological process: methylation.